Papaver somniferum (opium poppy) is the source of this 1124-nucleotide messenger RNA. RefSeq names its product cytokinin hydroxylase-like. The record is from RefSeq and is a predicted model, not a curated record. The coding region runs from base 1 to 705 and encodes 234 amino acids. Gene Ontology annotation, molecular function: oxidoreductase activity, acting on paired donors, with incorporation or reduction of molecular oxygen; monooxygenase activity; iron ion binding. Lineage: Eukaryota; Viridiplantae; Streptophyta; Magnoliopsida; Ranunculales; Papaveraceae. The transcript has 3 exons.
AUGGUUUGUGUCUUAGUUACUGGAAAAGAUCUUCUAGGUAUUAUGCUUCAUGAUAAUAGUAAAAAUAAGAAACUAAGUGUUGAGGAGUUAGUUGAUGAAUGCAAGACUUUGUUUUUUAGUGGCCAUGAGACAACAGCUUUGGCACUCACAUGGACUUUAUUCCUACUAGCUUUGCACCCAGAAUGGCAAAAUCAUCUUAGAGAAGAAAUCAAACAAGUCAUUGGAGAAGGGGAAUUGCUUCUAAAUGAUCUCACAAAUAUCAGAAAACUUAAGAAGAUGGGAUGGGUGAUGAAUGAAGUCUUGCGGUUAUAUUCAGCAGCACCAAAUGUCCAGAGACAAGCAAGAGAAGACAUUCAAGUUGGUGAACUCAUAAUUCCGAGCGGAACAAACAUAUGGGUCGAUUUGGUAGGCAUGAAUCACGACUCGGAUUUGUGGGGGAAUGAUGUGAAUGAAUUCAAACCAGAGAGGUUUAAAGAUGAUACUCUACAUGGAGGAUGCAAACACAAAAUGGGGUAUCUGCCAUUUGGUUUUGGUGGAAGAAUGUGUAUUGGAAGGAACUUAACAAUUAUGGAGUACAAAAUUGUUUUAAUUCUAUUACUCACUAGGUUUACAUUUACUCUUUCCCCGAGUUACAUCCAUUCUCCUGCUAUCAUGCUUUCUCUUAGACCAACAAACGGUUUACCUCUCAUAGUUCAACACGUUUAAUCUAGUGUUUAUCAUGUAUCAUAUCUUGAAUUGGGUGUAAAAAGCUUUGCCAUUGGGUAGAUGUGGCUGGAAGUCUAUUAUCAUUGGUAUGUUCUUUUUUUUUUUCUUUCUGAAAUUGUUCGAAAUUAAUGUACUACCAACGACCGGUAUAUAUGUAGUUUCUCUUUGAAUAUAUUACGACUGCUGGGCUAGACGGCCAGUUACCGGCAAUGACCAAAGUUCAAACUGGUCAGCACCAUAAAUUUAUCCACCAAGAAAACUUAAAAAUAAACUACUUAUAAAUAACAUAAUUUUCAAUUAUUUUUAGUUCUUUCCUGUUAGCUUCAUCAUUCAUGGCUACUUCUUUGGACGACAACAACAAUAUUCUACAGCGAUAAAACAUACACCACGAGGAUAACCUAGUGAUUUGCAGCGACUAU